Molecule: messenger RNA, 621 nt
Organism: Daucus carota subsp. sativus
Lineage: Eukaryota; Viridiplantae; Streptophyta; Magnoliopsida; Apiales; Apiaceae
Exons: 4
Coding region: 1-621 (206 amino acids)
Molecular function (GO): nucleic acid binding; zinc ion binding
Source: RefSeq, a predicted model, not a curated record
AUGAAAAGAGAAAAGGGCAAAGCAUUUGGUGCCAAGAAGGAUCCAAAAGAUGAUGCAUGUUUUGAAUGUGGCAAGAAAGGUCAUUUCAAAAGGGAUUGCUACAUGCUGAAAAACAAGUCAAAGCCGCCUAGACAACUAGCUGAUUUCAAGAACAAAAAGAAAUCCAAGGCACUUCUAACCUGGAGUGAUGAUGAAGAUGAAUCAUCUUCUGAGGAUUCAAGUGAUGAGUUGGUGAACUUGGCUCUUGUUGGUCUUGAUGGCUCAAUUGAUACAACUGAUUCGGAUACGGACACUAAUAGUGAGGAUAAGAGUUGCUCAUCAAUAAUGGAACUCAUUGAUUUCAAGAAUGAGAAUUACGAGCUCGAGAAAGAAAAUGUUCAUUUGAAGAAAGUCAUAGAGUCUACUGAUGAUCUUGCAAGAGAUGAGGAAGAAUGUGCAGGUACAGGUACUGGCAGCAAGCUUACAGUGAAAGAAACUGGAAAUCAGCAAGCUGACAAGUCAACUGCCACAACUUCAGAAGCAGAUCAGUUAGCUGACAUAUUCACAAAACCUCUUCCUGAAGAACGCUAUAUCGUGCUGAGAAGGGAAUUGGGUAUGUGUGAUGUGCAGUCAGCAAGCUAA